AUGGGCUCCAGGUCCCGGUCCAGGGAACGGCGCCGGAGGAGAAGCCGGUCCAGAUCCGAGGAGCGGGAGAGGAGGAGGCAGAGGAGGAGGAGGAGAGAGCGGGGUGGAAGGUGAGCGGGGAAGCCCGGCGGGGCGCGGCCCUGGGGACCAUAGAGUCUCCGGACCAUAGAGUUCGCCCGGGGUAGAGCGGUUGUUGUUGUUUUCUCCCCUAUAGGUUCCUAUAGGCGAUUCUUUCCCCCUAUAGCGAGGGUGUUAAGCGGGCUUAAGAUGUGGGGAAGCGGCUUAAGCCCCCCAAGCUGCUUCUCCUGCUAGGUUUCGGUGUGCCCUUGGCUCAGGGGGCAAAUAGUAAGGUGGCAAGAGGGCUCCUGAGCAUGUCAAAAGUGCCCUGCAGCUGGUUCAGGCCAGGGGGGGGGAUCAUAGUCCAGGAACCGCUUGGUGUGAGGCGUUCACAACGUAGUAAUAAUAAUGAUAAUUUAUUAUUUGCACCCCGCCCAUCUGGCUGGGUUUCCCCAGCCACUCUGGGCGGCUUCCAUAGAAACCAAGAAUACACUAAAAUAUCACACACUAAAAACUUCCCUGAACAGGGCUGCCUUCUGAAUGUCAGGUACUUGUUUAAUUCUCUGACAUCUGAUGGGAGGGUGCCACCACCGAGAAGGCCCUGUGCCUGGUUCCCUGUAACCUCACUUCUCGCAAUGAGGGAACUGCCAGAAGGCCCUCGGGAGAUGGACCCAGGUGUCCGGGCAGAACGAUGGGGUGGAGGCGCUCCUUCAGGUAUACUGUGACGAGGCCAUUUAGGGCUUUCAAGGUCAACACCAGCACUUUGAAUUGUGCUCAGAAACAUCCUGGGAGCCAAUGUAGGUCUUUCAAGACCGGUGUUAUGUGGUCCCGGCGGCCGCUCCCAGUCCCCAGUCUAGCUGCCGCAUUCUGGAUUAGUUGUAGUUUCCGAGUCACCUUCAAAGGUAGCCCCACGUAGAGCGCAUGGCAGUAGUCCAAAGUAAAGGGAGGAUUGAACUCUGAUUAAUAAGAAUACACACAGAGGCUUGAACCAACAAGACUCUGGGAAGGGUGCGUCUAAUAAUCUCUCUGUCUGUCUGCCUCUACCCCUGGCCCCUCGUUUUAUUCACAAAAGAACUUUUUGCAGAAUGUUCGUAAGAACCAAUCAGAUUUCUUCUGAGCAUUUAAACAAACCCAAGUCGGGGACAAAGUUAAACUAUAAACACUAGUUAGGCAUGCAUAAAGGUAAAGGUAAAGGGACCCCUGACCAUUAGGUCCAGUCGUGACCGACUCUGGGGUUGCGGCGCUCAUCUCGCUUUAUUGGCCGAGGGAGCCAGCGUACAGCUUCCGGGUCAUGUGGCCAGCAGGACUAAGCCGCUUCUGGCGAACCAGAGCAGCGCACGGAAACGCCGUUUACCUUCCCGCCGGAGUGGUACCUAUUUAUCUACUUGCACUUUGAUGUGCUAUUGAACUGCUAGGUUGGCAGGAGCAGAGACCGAGCAACGGGAGCUCACCCCGUCAUUGCGGGGAAUCGAACUGCCAACCUUCUGAUCGGCAAGCCCUAGGCUCUGUAGUUUAACCCACAGCGCCACCUGUGUCCCAGUUAGGCAUGCAUACUUUUGGGUGAAUGAGUGAAAACAACAAAGGAGCGCAUUCAGCAAACCCGGAGGUCAUAAACAAUCAGUACACAUGAUAAGAAGGAUGGCCAGGAAGACAGCGACCAUUAUCACCUUAAUGUGAAACCUGUUUCCUGGCCCUAAGAUUAACAUCCUAAGAUUGAUAUAUAAGAAAAGCUACAUCGAUGAAACUGCCCAUUGACUUUGGGGACCCGGGACGCCUGCCUGUCCGUGUAAGUGACUUGUCAAGAAAAGGGGAAUGGAACAAGGAUGCAGAGGUGAAGAUUAAUCAAGAAUCAUAUCAAAAUUGUUUAAACCCAGUCAACGCAAUGCUUUCAUUGCUGACACAGAUGGCUUACUCUAUAUUUGUUAUAAUUCCUCAUAGCAGUUCCACCUGAUCACUACACUGGUGCAACGGCAACUCUCCCCACAUGCGAUUCCCAGCGUUAUCGUCGAACAGGAAGGGGCCCCCAAAGGUCAUCAAGCCCAACAGGCUGCAAAAACAUAGGACCAGUGGAAAGCAUAUACAUAGAAUCUCAGAGUUGCAAGGGACCCCAUGGGUCAUCUAGUCCAACCCCCUUUUUCUUCUCCUGUGGCGAUUAAUAAUAAUAAUAAUAAUAAUAAUAAUUUAUUUAUACCUCGCCCUCCCCAGCCAAGACCGGGCUCAGGGUGGCUAACAUCAGGUAUAAAAACAAUUGAUUAAAAUACAGCUUAAAAACAAGAUUAAAAUACAACACUAAAAUGCAGCCUUAUUUCAGUAGAAACUCAAAUAGCCAAGUUAAAUUGUCUUCCAUGAACACGGUUUUAGCAGUGAGUCCGUAAGCAAGUUUUGUUGUUGUUGUUUAGUUGUUUAGUCGUGUCCGACUCUUCGUGACCCCCUGGACCAGAGCACGCCAGGCACUCCUGUCUUCCACUGCCUCCCGCAGUUUGGUCAAACUCAUGCUGGUAGCUUCGAGAACACUGUCCCACCAUCUCGUCCUCUGUCGUCCCCUUCUCCUUGUGCCCUCCAUCUUUCCCAACAUCAGGGUCUUUUCCAGGGAGUCUUCUCUUCUGCUGAGGUGGCCAAAGUCUUGGAGCCUCAGCUUCAGGAUCUGUCCUUCCAGUGAGCACUCAGGGCUGAUUUCCUUCCGAAUGGAGAGGUUUGAUCUUGCAGUCCAUGGGACUCUCAAGAGUCUCCUCCAGCACCAGAAUUCAAAAGCAUCCAUUCUUCGGCGAUCAGCCUUCUUUAUGGUCCAGCUCUCACUUCCAUACAUCACUACUGGGAAAACCAGAGCUUGAACUAUAUGGACCUUUGUUGGCAAGGUGAUGUCUCUGCUUUUGAGGAUGCUGUCUGGGUUUGUCAUUGCUGCAAAAACAUAGGACCAGUGGAAAGUAUAUUCAUAGAAUCUUAGAGUUACAAGGGACCCCAUGGGUCAUCUACUCCAACCCUCUUUUUCUUCUCCUUUGGUGAUCCCUCGUAGCCGAGUAAGAUUGUCUUCCAUAAACACGGUUUUAACGGUGAAUCCGUAAGUGACUGUGGAGGCCAAUUCUGGAUCCACACGUCCUUCCACAGUGGGGACAUAGGUUUCUGGGCGGGAGUUGAUCCCGGUGAGGGUUUGCCAAGCGUGCCUUCCUCUUAGCACGUUUCUCCCUUGCGUCCUGAGUUCGAGUGUCUUCAAAGCCCACGACACCUUUGGUCAAGGCUGUUCUUCAACUGGACCGCUUGCAGGCCAGUGUUUCCCAGUUGUCUGUGUUUAUACUACAUUUUUAAAGAGUUGCCUUGAGAGAGUCUUUGAACCUCUUUUGUUGACCACCAGCAUUCCGCUUCCCAUUCUUAAGUUCGGAAUAGAGCAGUUCGCAAACCGGAACACUUACUUUUGGGUUUGCAGCGUUUGGGUCCCAAGUUGCUUGAGCACCCAGACCUUUUAGAACCAAGGUACCACUGAAAAAAUGCACUGGGUAUGUGUAGAAACUAGCCUCUUGUACAAUUGUUAAAAGUUUCCGCUCAUUCCUCUGCCCCCUUUUGCCUCCAGCCCUUGGGGGGGGGGGCUACCUCUGGCUGGAGUUCUGCCCCUCUCUUUCACUCUCAAAUCAGAAUUUCUCUCUCUCUCCUUAGCUCGGAGGAAGAGAGUCAGAAAUGGCAGAAAAAGAAAGAGAAAAGCGAGGAACGACAUGGGAAGAGGCACAAAAAGCGACGUUCUCGCGGCCGCUCCCCAAGCUCGGAUUCGUCCCCGGAGAGGCGAGGCCGCAGCAGCGAGAGGAGGGGGAAGAGGACCCGGAAGCGCUCUGGGUCCCGAUCCUCCGUGUCCUCGGUCACGUCGCCUUCGCCGUCCCGCUCGCAGAGCUCUCGGGGGGACCUGGGCGAGGAACUGAGCCUCCAGGAACGGUUGCAGCUGAAAGACGACAAGAAGAAACAGAAGGAGAUGGUGAAGGCUCUGGAGACCCCGGAGGAGAAGAGGGCCCGGCGGCUGGCCAAGAAGGAAGCGAAGGAGCGCAAGAAGCGCGAGAAGAUGGGCUGGGGGGAAGAGUACAUGGGAUACACCAAUACUGACAACCCCUUUGGGGAUAACAACCUUCUGGGAGCCUUCAUCUGGAGCAAGGUGAGUUUCGGACCGCUGUCGGCAGCCCGGGAUGUUGGCACUGUAGCCAAGAGGUCAAUGUGGAAGCGGUGGAUUUGAUUUACCGUAUUUUUCGUUCUAUAGGACGCACCCGACCAUCGGACGCACCUUGUUUUAGAGGGGGAGAACAAGGAAAAAAAUUAUCCCCCUCUCUGCCCAGCGCCCCUUCAGUGAAGCGGCAGGAGGCGCUGCGCAGAGAGGGGGAGAAUUUUCCCCCCCUUGUUCUCCCCCUAUAAAACAAGGUGCCAUUCAAGGUGUUUUCAGUCGCCUUCAGGCAGCUACUUUGGAAGCCUCUCGCUCUCCAGGCUUCAGUGAAGGCAACCUGAAGCCUCCGGCGCGCAGCCUUCCUUCUUUAGCCCCACACAACCUCUCCGGCAGGUUGCAAUACCCCCACCUCCUGCAAAAACCCACAGGAGCCGCGCACCCUAUAAGGAGCGCAUGGCUCCUGCGGGCUUUUCUACGAGGGUGGGAAGGGACUGACUGGCCGCGUCAGUCCCAUCUCCCUCCUGAAGAAAAGCCCGCAAGAACCGCUCGGAGCUUGUGUGCGGCUUUUGGGAGCUUUUCCUGCCUGCCUCCCCCCCUGCAUUCGCUCCGUAGGACGCACACACAUUUCUCCUUCAUUUUUGGAGGGGAAAAAGUGCGUCCUAUAGAGUGAAAAAUACGGUAAAUGGAAUAGAUUCAAAUCGCGAUUUAAACCACUCGUCAGUAAGACUUGAUUUACCGUAUUUUUCAUUCCAUAAGUCACACUUUUUCCUUCCUAAAAAGUAAGGGGAAAUGUCUGUGCGUCUUACGGAGCGAAUGCGUGGUCCCUGGAGCCGAAUUGCCCAGGGGCAAAAAGCAGAUCGUGCAAUGGCGCAAAAACGUGGUUACAAAGCACGGAUCCACAUGGAUUCUCAGGAUUUUUGCAUUGGGCUACCCCAAACUCACUGUCAAAUCACAUGUCUGUGGCCACAGCACGAACCACAAAAAUCAUACAUCCACUGUUUCGUUCUGAAUAUUUUUUUUCUUGUUUUUCUCUAAAAACUAGUUGCGUCUUAAGGAGCGAAAAAUACGGUAAAUCUUCUUCUUUUUAAACAGACAGACUCAUUCUUGCUGGUACCAUCUUAACAUUCGCGACAAAGGUGAAGGUUUCGUUUUUUGGACGAAUAAAUUUUCAGAGUAGUUUUUGCAGUUCUGUCAAAAAUGACUGAUUUGGUUGCGCUGUUAAGAAAUACGUAAGGCGGAUAAUUAUGAAAUUGGUGUUGAAGUUUAAUAAGUGGGCUGUUUAUAUUUGGACAACUUGUCUGCUGUGCUUUAUUGGAAGGAGAAAAACAACAAUUUCCUUAACAACAAUUUUAACAAUUUAUUUAACUAGAGCAAUAACAUUAUAGCCGUCCACUCAAAUUGGCUCUAAUAAUAAUAAUAAUAAUAAUUUAUUAUUUAUACCCCGCCCAUCUGGCUGGGCUUCCCCAGCCACUCCGGGCGGCUUCCCAAAAAAUAUUUAAAUACUGCAAUACAUCAAACACUAAAAGCUUCCCUAAACAGGGCUGCCUUCAGGUGUCUUCUGAAAGUCUGGUAGUUGUUGUUCUCUUUGACAUCUGGUGGGAGGGUGUUCCACAGGGCAGGUGCCACCACCAAGAAGGCCCUCUGCCUGGUUCCCUGUAACUUGGCUUCUUGCAGUGAGGGAACCGCCAGAAGACCCUCGGCGCUGGAUCUCAGUGUCCGGGUAGAACGAUGGGGGUGGAGACGCUCCUUCAGAUAUACUGGACCAAGGCCGUUUAGGGCUUUAAAGGUCAGCACCAACACUUUGAAUUGUGCUCGGAAACGUACUGGGAGCCAAUGUAGGUCUUUCAGGACCGGCGUUAUGUGGUCUCGGCGGCCGCUCCCAGUCCCCAGUCUGGCUGCCACAUUCUGGAUUAGUUGCAGUUUCCGGGUCACCCUCAAAGGUAGCCCCACAUAGAGCGCAUGGCAGUAGUCCAAGCGGGAGAUAACUAGAGCAUGCAACACUCCAGCAAGACAGUCCACAGGCAGGGAGGGUCUCAUCCUGCAUACCAAAUGGACACAGAACUGACCUGCGCCUCCAUGGACAGCUGUGAGUCCAAAAUGACCCCCAGGCUGCGCACCUGGUCCUUCAGGGGCUAAAAACCUCCCCUUCUGUGCUGAUUGGGCAGCUGCGAGUUCGAGUCCAGCAGUUCCUGGAGUGGUCCAGGUUUCUCAUUCUUGAUCUAAGAAGAGGCAUUCCUCUCAGGAAGAGAACGCCUCCUUUGAAUAUUAAACCGUUUUUCUCUCUGCCUCGAUUUUAUUUAUCAUCUCAGGCUCUGGAAAAGAAGGGGAUAGGCCACUUAGAGGAGAAGGAGUUAAAAGACCGGAACAAACGGAUCCAGGAGGAAAACCGAUUGGAGCUUCAGAAGGUAAAAGCCAAAGUAGCAGUGAGCUGGGGGAGGGUAUCUCUGGGCAUGCGCAGAGUGCCUUUGCCUUAGAGAUGAAGCGCCAGUGCCACAAAAGGAGAGGACCGCCAGGGUCUGGAAGAUCUGAGCUGCAGGUUUGUUUGACCCUUGGGGAAUUGACCGGUAAUUCAGAUUUUGAUUGCCUGCUGAAUCUGCCCCUUUCCUGUGAACUUGGGAUUUAAGUGCUUUGUGGGUAGUUAACUCUUGUUUUUGCUUUGUACAUAUGUACUUAAACCUAGAUUGCUUUUCUUGUUGGUACCAAAUCUAUCCUUCGUUAGCCAAAUUGCUGAUUCUCUCUCUUUCUAUAUAUAUAUAUUAAGCAAUUUCAACAUAACAAUUUAUCAAUCGUAUAAUCACAUACAUUAUUAUUCCCACCCACCCCUUCCAUCCCUCCCUCCCACCAGGGACUUCCUUCAGCUCAUCUCCCUGAUUUCUCUGCGCAUAUUAUUCUCUGCACGUUAUAAAGUUAUACAUAUCCUUACCUUAUCUAUCUAUCAUGUUAUCAACCAGUAAAUUUGUGUUAUGUUUAUUCAAAACCUGCCAAGGAGUCUAGUUCAUUUUGUUACCUUUUUAGAUCAUUUGUAAAAAGCUCCCGUUCUUCCUUAAAGUCACAGUUGUCUUUGUCCCGCAGUUUGUAUGUCGAUUUAGCCAACUCUGCAUAAAUUCAAAACCAACCAAAAACGAAUCAGCGAUUCGAGUUGGCAAAUUGCUGGUUCUUUUCUGGUCGGUUUUGAAUUUACGGGCGUGUGCUGCGUUUUGCAUAUUUGUAUAUCCAGCGCUCUGUCGCUCGAUAUUUUGAGUGUUUGCCGCAGGGCUGCUUUGGGUACAGCUUGUUGCGGGAAAGCGGCACAUAAGUAAACACACACACACGAACACACACACACUGGGUCAUCUCUCUGUGGUAAAGGUAAAGGGACCCCUGACCAUUAGGUCCAGUCGUGGCUGACUCUGGGGUUGCGGCGCUCAUCUCGCUUUAUUGGCCGAGGGAGCCGGCGUACAGCUUCUGGGUCAUGUGGCCAGCAGGACUAAGCCGCUUCUGGCGAACCAGAGCAGCGCACGGAAACACCGUUUACCUUCCCGCCGGAGCGGUACCUAUUUAUCUACUUGCGCUGGCGUGCUUUUGAACUGCUAGGUGGGCAGGAGCAGGGACCGAGCAAUGGGAGCUCACCCUGUCAUUGCGGGGAUUGGAACCGCCGACCUUCUGAUCGGCAAGUCCUAGUCUCUGUGGUUUAACCCACAGCGCCACCCGCGUCCCCUCUCUCUGUGGUAGCUUAUCUUAAAGUUUUGAGUGUCUACAUGCUCACCGCAUUUAUAAAUUUCAAAUGUAUUGUUGUACAUUGUUUUAAAUGUUUGCUUUCCUUCUGGGGUUGUACCCCCAGGUGUGUUUUAUCAGCUGGUCUCCGACCGUAAUAAAUCACUGUAUUUUUUGCUCUAUAAGACUCCUAAAAAGUAAGGGGAAAUGUGUGUGCGUCUUAUGGAGCGAAUGCAGGCUGCGCAGCUAUCCCAGAAGCCAGAACAGCAAGAGGGAUUGCUGCUUUCGCUGCGCAGCGAUCCCUCUUGCUGUUCUGGCUUCUGAGAUUCAGAAUAUUUUUUUCCUUGUUUUCCUCCUCCAAAAACUAGGUGCGUCUCGUGGUCUGGUGCGUCUUACAGAGCGAAAAAUACGGUAUCUAUCUAUUGCACACACAUCAUCCGAACACCGCUCGUUCUCGGGUCUCUCUUUGCAGGUGAAGCAGUUGCGCUUGGAGCGGGAGCGCGAGAAGGCCAUGCGCGAGCAAGAGCUAGAGAUGCUUCAGAGGGAAAAGGAGGCGGAGCAUUUCAAGACGUGGGAGGAGCAAGAGGACAACUUUCACCUGCAGCAGGCAAAGCUGCGGUAAGUGAGGGGAGCAGGAAAGAAUGAGGGUUUCAGGGAUGCCAGAGGCUGAGAGACUCCAAGUCAUCCUGAGAGCCAGUGUGGUGUAGUGGUUAAGAGCGGUAGACUUGUAAUCUGGGGAACCGGGUUCGCGUCUCUGCUCCUCCACCUGCAGCUGCUGGGUGACCUUGGGCUAGUCUCACUUCUCUGAAGUCUCUCAGCCCCACUCACCUCACAGAGUGCUUGUUGUGGGGGAGGAAGGGAAAGGAGAUUGUUAGCCGCUUUGAGACUCCUUUAAAAGGUAAAGGGACCCCUGACCAUUAGGUCCAGUCGCGGCCGACUCUGGGGUUGUGGCGCUCAUUUCGCUUUACUGGCCGAGGGAGCCGGCGUACAGCUUCCGGGUCAUGCGGCCAGCAGGACUAAGCCGCUUCUGGCGAACCAGAGCAGUGCAUGGAAACGCCGUUUACCUUUCCGCUGGAGUGGUACCUAUUUAUCUACUUGCACUCUGACGUGUUUUCGAACUGCUAGGUUGGCAGGAGCAGGGACCGAGCAACGGGAGCUCACCCCGUCACGGGGAUUCGAACCGCCAACCUUCUGAUCUCACACUGAGAGCCAGUGUGGUGUAGUGGUUAAGAGCGGUGGACUCGUAAUCUGGGGAACCGGGUUCGCGUCUCCGCUCCUCCACCUGCAGCUGCUGGGUGACCUUGGGCUAGUCACACUUCUCUGAAGUCUCUCAGCCCCACUCACCUCACAGAGUGUUUGUUGUGGGGGAGGAAGGGAAAGGAGAAUGUGAGCCGCUUUGAGACUCCUUCGGGUAGUGAUAAAGCGGGAAAUCAAAUCCAAACUCUUCUUCUUCUUCUUCAAAGAAACAGAAAAGACAAUUGUAGCUUUAAGAACUGUUUCUGCGAGUGGUUUUCAAGGCUGAUUAGGUAUAGAAGGUGAUGUGUACAAAAGGAGAAGUUGCAGUUUGAAUUUGCCUGCAAAAGAGAAGACCCACAUGCUUUUAAUAAUAAUAAUAAAAUAAAUAAUAAUAAUAAUAAUACAGUGGAUGCUAGGGUUGCAAACGUGAUCCAUGUGGGAGGGCCUCAUCCUGCAGGGCUCUUUUUCUGAGCUCAGGCAAUAAUAAUAAUAAUAAUAAUAAAUAAUAAUAAUUUAUUAUUUAUACCCCAUCCACCUGGCUGGGUUUCCCCAGCCACUCUGGCCGGCUUCCAACAGAACACUAAAAUACAAUAACCUAUUAAACAUUAAAAGCUUCCCUAAACAUUAAAAGGGACGCGGUGGCACUUUCGCAACCCCAGAGUCAGCUACGACUGGACCUAAUGGUCAGGGGUCCCUUUACCUUUAAACAUUAAAAGCUUUGUGUUUGUAAGGUUGUAAAUAAAACUUUUGCUUGAGUAUUCUACAUCCUUCAGCCUGACCUCGUCUCCUUCGUGUUCUCCCGCCCCCUGCCCCCCGCAGCUCCAAGAUUCGCAUCCGAGACGGACGGGCCAAGCCCAUCGACCUCCUGGCCAAAUAUAUCAGCGCCGAGGACGACGACUUGGCAGUGGAGAUGCACGAGCCGUACACUUUCCUGAACGGCCUCACCGUCUCGGACAUGGAAGACCUCCUGGAAGACAUUCAGGUACGGCUGGGGAAAUUGAUUCAAAAUCAAAACAAAACAUAUUAUCCAGAAACAUAUCAUCCUUUAAUGAAUGUUAGAAUGAUGUUGGGUUGAAGUUAAGUGGUUUCUAGCUGUAAUGGUAAAAGAAUAUGGGAAAAUUGGAUUUUCGAAACGUCAAAACUUAAUGCUAUAAUAUAUUAAGAUUGAAGAUUAGGAUAAAAUAAGGAGGGAAAGGAAUUGCUGAACUAAUAUUGAACUGGAAUACAAAAAAGGGAGGCACGAGGAGGUUCGGGAAACAAGUAAAUGAAAGAUAAGUGAUGAAAAGAUGGAAUUGUUUUUAACUGGUUUUUUUUUGUAUUUUGUAUUUUGUAUUUUGUAUUUUUCUUUUUUCUAUUUUUCUUUUCUUAUCAAUGUAAUCUUUUUUUUGAAACUUUAAUAAAUAUCAUUUUAAAAAAAAACACCAGAAACAUAUCAUCCUUAUCCCCCACCCCAUUUUUCCUCCCUCCUACACAAACCCCACCCCCUGACUUCCCUUCGUUCCAGUCUUUGAUUUCUCUGAGAAUGCUAUUUUCUGCAUGUUACACAGUUGUAUAGAUCCUCAAACUAUUUCGCUGAUUAUUAUCAAUAAAAAGUUUGUGAAGGUUUAUUCAAAGCCAGCCAAGGAGUCCAGUUUGCUUUGUUGCCUCUUCAAAUACUUUGUAAAGGGUUCCCAUUCGUCCUUAAAGUCACGGUUAUCCUUGUCCCGUAGCUUAUAUGUCAGUUUUGCCAGUUCUGCAUAGUCCAUCAAUUUUUCUUGCCACGAUUCUUUAGUUGGGGUUUCUUCAGUCUUCCAUCCUUGUGCUAUUAGAACUCUCGCGGCCGUUGCCGCAUACAUGGAGAUAUUUUUCAGCUUUUUUGGCAGAUCUUUCCCUACAAUCCCUAAUGGUCCAGCGCUCACUUCCACACAUCACUACCGGGAAAACCAUGUAAGCAAAUGCAAACGCUGUAGAAAAUACGCUCUGGAUCACGAGCGGAACCACUGGAAUUAAUGGAUUCAAAUUAGUCAUGCCCGUUCGAUUUCAGUAGAAAUCGAAGCCGGGUGCAACGCUGCGAUCCUAUGCAGCGUGGCGAUUUUCGCAUACACCCCCGCCCUAAAUGAUAUAAAAUGGGAGUAAUGUAUUUGUGGGGGGCAGGUGUCAAGAAAAUCAAUUCCCUCCCCAGGCCUGAAAUGAGUCCAGAGCCUCAGCUGUUUCCCCCCUCUCUUCUCCAGGUUUACAUGGAGCUGGAACAAGGGAAAAACGUGGAUUUCUGGAGAGACAUGACCAUCAUCACCGAGGAUGAAAUCGCUAAGCUCCGCAAAUUAGAGGCUUCUGGGAAAGGGCCAGGUAGGUGUGAAUUGAAGCAUCGGAGGGCCUGCCUUGCUUGUGGAACCACAGAGCCUAGGACUUGCCGAUCAGAAGGUCGGCGGUUCGAAUCCCCGCGACGGGGUGAGCUCCCGUUGCUCGGUCCCUGCUCCUGCCAACCUAGCAGUUUGAAAGCACGCCAGUGCAAGUAGAUAAAUAGGUACUACUCCGGCAGGAAGGUAAACAGCGUUUCCGUGCGCUGCUCUGGUUUGCCAGAAGCGGUUCAGUCAUGCUAGCCACAUGACCCGGAAGCUGUACGCCGGCUCCCUCGGCCAGUAAAGCGAGAUGAGCGCCGCAACCCCAGAGUCGGCCACGACUGGACCUAACGGUCAGGGGUCCCUUUACCUUUAUGGAAGUAUAUUGUAUUUAAAAAUGGGGUGUCAGAGUUUUUAGGGGGCUAACCAGGCUGGGAUAGCUGGGACAGCAGGCUUGUUGGGCUUUGAAUGUCUUACGUAAAUUUUUCAAUUGCGUUGUUCUGUGUGGGACAAUGACAAUAAAGAUUAUCGUUUCAAGAGAAAGAGCUUCUGUGUGAAUGGAUAGGGAGCCCACAGUUCUUCAGAUCGACUUGGGGGUUGGAACACCGUCAGGUGAAAUUCAGGAUUCGCACCCAACCCCUCGGCCGGGGAGGCGGCGAGGUUCCUGGGCCCCCUCUCCUCUGCUCACGGCAUUUCCUUCCCCUCCUACGUCCUGCAGGCGAGCGCCGGGAAGGGGUUAACGCUUCGGUCAGCUCCGACGUGCAGUCUGUCUUUAAGGGGAAGACCUACAACCAGUUGCAGGUGAUCUACCAGGGCAUUGAGGGCAAGAUCCUGGCCGGAGGACCCAACCUGGACAUCGGCUACUGGGAGAGUCUCCUUCAGCAGCUGAAAGCCUACAUGGCCCGGGCAAGGUGAGUGGAUCGCCCUGAUCGGACCACCUUCCCACAGCGGCGGCCUAAUUUCUGACCUUGUUGUUGUUUAGUCGUUUAGUGGUGUCCGCCUCUUCGUGACCCGCUGGACCAGAGCACGCCAGGCCCUCCUGUCUUCCACUGCCUCCCACAGUUUGGUCAAACUCAUGCUGGUCGCUUCGAGAACACUGUCCCACCAUCUCGUCCUCUGUCGUCCCCUUCUCCUUUUGCCCUCCAUCUUUCCCAACAUCAGGGUCUUUUCCAGGGAGUCUUCUCUUCUCAUGAGGUGGCCAAAGUCUUGGAGCCUCAGCUUCAGGAUCUGUCCUUCCAGUGAGCACUCAGGGCUGAUUUCCUUCCGAAUGGAGAGGUUUGAUCUUCUUGCAGUCCAUGGGACUCUCCAGAGUCUCCUCCAGCACCAGAAUUCAAAAGCAUCCAUUCUUCGGCCAUCAGCCUUCUUUAUGGUCCAGCUUUCACUUCUAUACAUCACUCCUGGGAAAACCAUGGCUUUAACUAUACCAGGGGUCUGCAACCUUUAAGACAAAAAGAGCCACUUGGACCUGUUUCCGAAGAAAAAAAAAACUGGGAGCUGCAAAACUCGUCAUUAUAAAAAUAACUUUUUUGUCACUUUUUUAUUAGUCUCCUCCAGCACCAGAAUUCAAAAGCAUCCAUUCUUCGGCCAUCAGCCUUCUUUAUGGUCCAGCUCUCACUUCCAUACAUCACUACUGGGAAAACCAUAGCUGACCUUAAGUUUUUAAAAAUACUGUGGUCCCUUGGUUCUCAAACUCGAUCCGUUCCGGAGGUCCGUUCCAAAGCCAAAGCGUUCCAAAACCAAGGCGUGCUGCUUUCCUGUAGAAAGUAAGGUGAAACGGAUUAAUCCGUCCCAGACUUUUAAAAACAACCCCUAAAAAAGCAAUUGGGACGCGGGUGGCGCUGUGGGUUAAACCACAGAGCCUAGGGCUUGCCGAUCAGAAGGUCGGCGGUUCGAAUCCCUGCGACGGAAUGAGCUCCCGUUGCUCGGUCCCUGCUCCUGCCCACCUAGCAGUUCAAAAGCACCUCAAAGUGCAAGUAGAUAAAUAGGUACCGCUCUGGCGCGAAGGUAAACGGCGUUUCCGUGCGCUGCUCUGGUUCGCCAGAAGCGGCUUAGUCCUGCUGGCCACAUGACCCGGAAGCUGUACGCCGGCUCCCUCGGCCAGUAAAGCGAGAUGAGCGCCGCAACCCCAGAGUCGGCCACGACUGGACCUAACGGACCUAACUUAAAAACCUUUAAGUUUGAAGAUUUUUGGAUAAACAUAUCCUGUUAUUUUCUGCAUUUCUCAGAGAUAACAAGUGUGGGUAGAUCAACACGUUUUCUCUGCGUUUUCUCCUUCUCUCCCAGACUGAGGGAGCGCCACCAGGACGUCCUCCGCCAAAAACUCUACAAGCUGAAGCAGGAACAAGGAGUCGAGAGCGAGCCCCUCUUCCCCAUCAUUAAGAAGGAGUCUUCGCCCCCGGGAGGCUGCAGUAGCAGCAGCAGGUGAGCUGGAUUUGGGGGGCUCUCAGGACCAACGCGGGUGGCGCUGUGGGUUAAACCACAGAGCCUAGGACUUGCCGAUCAGAAGGUCGGCGGUUCGAAUCCCCGCAAUGAAGGGGUGAGCUCCCGUUGCUCGGUCCCUGCUCCUGCCAACCUAGCAGUUCGAAAGCAUGUCAAAGUGCAAGUAGAUCAAUAGGUACCGCUCCGGCGGGAAGGUAAACGGCGUUUCCGUGCACUGCUCUGGUUCGCCAGAAGCGGCUUAGUCCUGCUGGCCACAUGACCCGGAAGCUGGACGCCGGCUCCCUCGGCCAGUAAAGCGAGAUGAGCGCCGCAACCCCAGAGUCGGCCACGACUGGACCUAAUGGUCAGGGGUCCCUUUACCUUUACCUUUACAGGACCAACGUAGGACUUUCGGGACCAAUGUUACACGGUCCCGGCGGUCGGUCCCAGUCUCCAGCUUGGCAGCCGUGUUCUGGAUUAGUUACCAUUUCUGAAUCACCUUCAAAGGCAGCCCCACGGAAAGCACAUGGCAGUAGUCCAAGCGGGAGAUAACCAGGCAUGCACCACUCUGGCCAGACAGUCUGCGGCCAGGGAGGGUCUCAUCCUGUGUACCAGAUGGAGCUGCCCUGGACACAGAACUGACCUGUGCCUCCAUGGACAGCUGUGAGUCCAGAAUGACCCCCAGGCUGCCCGCCCAUCUGGCUGGGUUUCCUUAGCCACUCUGGGCAGCUCCCAACAGAAUAUUAAAACACAAUAAAACAUUAAGCACUUCCCUAAACAGGGCUGCCUUCAGAUGUCUCCUAAAAGCCAGAUAGUUGUUUAUUUCCUUGACAUCUGACGAGAGGGCGUUCCACAGGGCGGGCGCCACCACCGAGAAGGCCCUCUGCCUGGUUCCCUGUAACCUCACUUCUCGCAGGGAGGGAACCGCCAGAAGGCCCUCGGGAGAUGGACCCAGGUGUCCGGGCUGAAUGAUGGGGGUGGAGACGCUCCUUCAGGUCUACUGGGCCGUUUAGGGCUUUCAAGGUCAGCCCCAACCCUUUGAAUUGUGCUCGGAAACGUACUGGGAGCCAAUGCAGGUCUUUCAGGACAGGUGUUAUGUGGUCUCGGCGGCUGCUCCCAGUCCCCAGUUUGGCUGCCGCAUUCUGGAUUAGUUGCAGUUUCCGGGUCACCUUCAAAGGUAGCCCCACGGAGAGCGCAUGGCAGUAGUCCAAGUGGGAGAUAACCAGAGCAUGCACCACCCUGGUGAGACACUGCGUAGGCAUGGAGGGUCUUAGGUGGAGCUGGUAGACAGCUCAGAGCAGAAGGGAGCCAGGAUGUAGUGUUUAAGAGCGGUGGACUCAUGAUCUGGCGAACAGGGUUCGAUUCCCCGCUCCUCCACGUGCAGCUGCUGGGUGACUUUGGGCUAGUCACACUUCUCUGAAGUCUCUCAGCCCCACUCACCUCACAGAGUGUUUGUUGUGGAGGAGGAAGGGAAAGGAGAAUGUGAGCCGCUUUGAGAUUCCUUCGGGUAGUGAUAAAGCGGGAAAUCAAAUCCAAAAUCUUCUCUUCCCUUUCCGCAGGCUGGAGCCGGAGGACAGCGCCCCGGCGCAGCCCAGCACCUCUUCGGCCGAGCCCGGGGGCGCCGAGCCCGAAUCGGAGGCCAAGGCGGAGGGAGACGGGGAGGCGGUUCUGAUGGAGGAGGACCUCAUCCAGCAGAGCUUGGAUGACUACGACGCCGGGAAGUACAGCCCCCGCCUGCUGACGUCCCACGAGCUGCCCUUCGAUGCCCACGUGGUGGAGGCUGACGAGGACUGCCAGCGGCUCCUGCUCUGCCGGCAGCAGCUCCAGGUCACAGGUAGGAGGGGAAGGGGGCUGAGGUGGGCUCUGGGGCCGCGUCAAAGGGCUUGGCUUGGCGCCGCGGGGGGCAACUGCCCUGUGGAGCUUGCGGUUUAGGAGCAAGAACCUACCUGGCCUCAGGUCUCCUCUCAGGCCACGCCCACUUCCCUCAAGCCACGCCCUCUCAGCAGCCAACGCCGUUUGUUCGAGGCCACACCCCUUUAUUUAAACCACGCCCCUCUGCGAAGGCCGCGUAUCCCUUUGUCAGGGCCACACCCCUUUCUUCAAAUGACACCCUUUUCUUGAGGCCACACCCCUUUCCUUAAACCACACCCCCUCUUUGCAGGCCACACCCCUUUCUUUAAACCACACCCUCUCAAGGCCACACCUUUCCUUAAAUCACACCCCCUCCCUGCAGACCGCACACCCUUUUCUCGAGGCCACACCCCUUUCUAUAAACCACACCCUUCUCUGCACGCCACACCCCCUCCUUAGUCCACAGCCCCUCCCUGCAGGCCACACCCACCUUCCUUAAACCACACCCCCUCUGCGGGCCACAUGUUAGUUUCUCAAGGGCACACCCCUUUCUUUAAGCCACACCCUUCUCCGCAGGCCACACCCCCUCCUUCGUCCCCAGCUGCUCCCUGCAGGUUACACCCACCUUCCUCAAACCACACCCCCUCUCUGCGGACCACACGCCCCUUUCCCGAGGCCACGCCCCUUUCCCUUAAACCACACCCCUCUCCUCUGUCCACAACCCCUCUCCCAAGCCCAUACUCCCCUUUCCUCAAACCACACCCCUUCCCUUAAGCCACACCCUCCUCUCAGGCCCCCACCCCUUUCCUCCUCAACAUCCAUUGGCAGGGGGUUCCAAAGUCUAGCCGCUGCCACGCUAGACGCCCGAAUCCUCGCAAACCCGCUGCCCUCUCUGUCCCUCCCCAGGCGACGCCAGCGAGAGCGCGGAGGACAUCUUCUUCCGCCGCGCCAAGGAGGGCAUGGGGGCGGACGAGGCCCAGUUCAGCGUGGAGAUGCCUCUCACGGGCAAGGCCUACCUGUGGGCCGACAAGUACCGGCCCCGCAAGCCCCGAUUCUUCAACCGCGUUCACACCGGGUUCGAAUGGAACAAGUACAACCAGACGCACUACGACUUCGACAACCCGCCCCCCAAGAUCGUCCAGGGCUACAAAUUCAACAUCUUCUAUCCGGACCUCAUCAACAAGCGCUCCACGCCGGAGUACUUUCUGGAGGCCUGCCCGGACAACAAGGACUUCGCCACCCUCCGCUUCCACGCCGGACCCCCUUACGAAGACAUCGCCUUCAAGAUCGUCAACCGGGAGUGGGAAUACUCCCACCGCCACGGCUUCCGCUGCCAGUUCGCAAACGGCAUCUUCCAGCUCUGGUUCCACUUCAAGCGCUACCGCUACCGGCGGUGAGCGCGGGGGGCUUCCUCCGUGCCCCCCCAGGCCAGCGGAAGGGGCUCGUUCCCGCGCCGAAACCGGCUGCGUCGCCGCAAACCGCCGAGAUGUCCAACUUCUGUGCUGUUUGCUGGGCGUUUUUCCGUGACGGUUUUAGGGGCCGCCGACACCCCUCUAGAUGUUGUGGGGUUCCGGCCCCCGGCAAUUCCUGACCGUCCGGAUUCCAGAGCCCCCUAUUUUCCUCCAUCUCUGCUUUUAAGAGACACUCUUAAAAGCGAUAUGGGAUUUCCCCGUCCGGAGAAGAGGCACCCAAGACGGGAAUUCCUCUUCCGAAGAGAGUCACCCUCCCAUCAUUGCAUAGGGAAUUCUCCUUUUGGAAACAGGACUGGAGAACAUCUCAGAGAUACACCUGGUGUCCCAUCUUUUCCCAAAAUCGGCAGGUGUUCCCCAUCCUCCUUGCAGACACCAACAAUAACCCCCGACUCUUUCUCUCUCUGUGUAGAUUCCUACGACACUGAACGGAUCCGUUUGCCAGGCAUAGAUUACGUAUAUUUGUUAUUUUCUGAAGCAGGGGGCAAUGGCUUUGUGUACAUUUCCUUAGCGGUGCCAAAUCACCCUUUCGUAUAACCGUUCUCCCAGCGGCUCUCUCCGGAGAGCGCUGUCCCGGCACAAUAAAAAUUUUUAGAUGGUCCGAGCUGUCCUUUGCCGUCUUUUGCAAACUCUUGUCGAUGGGGAUGCACCAAUUUUGAGCGGGGCAAGAGGAGCAGAUCUGUCGUUAGGUAAGAGCUGCUGGACUCCCAACUCCCGUCAGAAGGUAAAGGUAAAGGGACCCCUGACCAUUAGGUCCAGUCGUGGCCGACUCUGGGGUUGUGGCGCUCAUCUCGCUUUAUUGGCCGAGGGAGCCGGCGUACAGCUUCCGCGUCAUGUGGCCAGCAGGACUAAGCCACUUCUGGCGAACCAGAGCAGCGCACGGAAACGCCAUUUACCUUCCCGCCAGAGUGGUACCUAUUUAUCUACUUGCACUUUGACGUGCUUUCGAACUGCUAGGUUGGCAGGAGCAGGGACCGAGCAACGGGAGCUCACCCCGUGGCGGGGAUUCGAACCGCCGACCUUCUGAUAAGUCCUAGGCUCUGUGGUUUAACCCACAGCGCCACCCGCGUCAGAUGUUAAGGGCUGUCAAACGGAAGAUGGGAUUAUUCCCCUUUCUUGCCUCCUGAAUCCUCUGGUUUGGUUUCGCGCCCUCCGGAGUAGUCGUGACUGGAGCUCAAAGAUGCCAUUUGCAGCCAGGCGAAAAGAUUUGGGGUGUGGUGAGGAACAUGGCCGCAUUCUGAGGGCCUGGUAAAGAUAAUAAUAAUAAUCUUAGUACAGUGGUACCUCGGGUUAAGUACUUAAUUCGUUACAGAGGUCCGUUCUGAACCUGAAACUGUCCUUAACCUGAAGCACUUUAGCUGACGGGGCCUCCCGCUGCCGCCGCUGCACGAUUUCUGUUCUCAUCCUGAAGCAAAGUUCUUAACCCGAUGUACUAUUUCUGGGUUAGCAGAGUCUGUAACCUGAAGCGUCUGUAACCCGAAGUACCACUGUAAUCAUAUUAAUAUUAAUUUAUGAUUUAUACCCUGCCCGUCUGGAUGGGUUUUCCCAGCCACUCUGGGCGGCUCCCAACAGAAUAUUAAAAACACAAUAAUUUUUUUAAAAAAACUUCCCUAAACAGGGCUGCCUUCAGAUGUCUUCUAAAAGUCAGGUAGUUCUUUCUCUCCUUGACAUCUGAUGGGAGGGCGUUGCACAAGGCAGGCGCCACCACCGAGAAGGCCCUCUGCCUGGUUCCCUGUAAACUCACUUCUCGCAGUGAGGGAGCCGCCAGAAGGCCCUCGGAGAUGGACCUCAGUGUCCGGGUAGAACGAUGGGGGUGGAGACGCUCCUUCAGGGAUACUGGGCCAUUUAGGGCUUUAAAGGUCAGCACCAACACUUUGAAUUCUGCUCGGAAACGUACUGGGAGCCAAUGUAGGUCUUUCAGGACCGGUGUUAUGUGGUCCCAGCGGCCGCUCCCAGUCCCCAGUCUGGCUGCCGCAUUCUGGAUUAAUUGCAGUUUCCGGGUCACCUUCAAAGGUAGCCCCACAGAGAGUGCAUGGCAGUAGUCCAAGCGGGAGAUAACCAGAGCAUGCACCACUCUGGCCAGACAGUCUGCGGGCAGCAAAGGUCUCAUCCUACGUACCAGAUGGAGCUGCCCUGGACACAGACCUGACCUGCGCCUCCAUGGACAGCUGUGAGUCCAAAAUGACCCCCAGGUGGAGAGGCACAGAGGGCCGCAUUUGAGGGCCAUCCUGAGGCCGGAGAUUUCCCACCCGUGGUCAAUAAACUUGUUUCGCGGUUGACCUAACGUGUGUCGCAAGAACUCAAUUCUGCGCCUCUCGUGGAAUUACAGAUGUCCUAAAUGAACAAGAGAUGACUUCAUCGGCUCUUUUGCAAUCUGUGAUUAUUAUUAUUAUUUUGGAGGGUGGGGGGCGGAAGAGAACCGAACUCUGUAAUGAGCGAGACAUCAGAUGCUCUUGAUAAACAAAUGCAUAAGUCAUAAUUCCUUAAUGGACUUACUGGAACCGCUCUCCAAAUGUUAAUUCGUGGCUGGGGGGGGGUCGAUGCGUUUGAAACAUUUUAAAGCUCUGAUGAAGCUUCAGAAGAUGGGGCCAUGUUCCCAGAUCUUUCCCGUAAGCCUCAUUGCCGUUUCUCCGUGGGGUAGUCCCCCCUCCCUCCACGAAACAGCGCAGUCUCCGGGGGGGGGGGGAGGGGAAGGACUGGGGAAGUUUUGAGGGUCCUAGUGGGGCUGCCUGUUGUCUUUGUCCAUGGAGUUUUCUUGGCAGGGAUAUUGGAGUGGCUUGCCGGUUCCUCUUCCAGGUGGAUAUUGUCUGUAUAUUGUCUCCCUGCUUAUUUAACUUAUAUGCAGAAUUCAUCAUGCGAAAGGCUGGGCUGGAUGAAUCCCAAACCGGAAUUAAGAUUGCCAGAAGAAAUCAAACCUAGCCAUUCUGAAAUCAAAGAAGAUCAAACCUCUCCAUUCUGAAGGAAAUCAGCCCUGAGUGCUCACUGGAAGGGCAGAUCCUGAAGCUGAGGCUCCAAGACUUUGGCCACCUCAUGAGAAGAGAAGACUCCCUGGAAAAGACCCUGAUGUUGGGAAAGAUGGAGGGCACAAGGAGAAGGGGAUGGCAGAGGAUGAGAUGGUGGGACAGUGUUCUCGAAGCUACCAACAUGAGUUUGACAAAACUGCAGGAGGCAGUGGAAGACAGGAGGGCCUGGCGUGCUCUGGUCCAGGGGGCCACGAAGAGGCGGACACGACUAAAUGACUAAACAACAACAGUGGGGCUGCUUUCCGCCUGCCGAGGGCCGCCGGAACCCUACAGGACAACUCUGGGCAUCUACUUCCAGAAACUUGUAAAAACACGUAGAACUUGUGCCCUGGGUCGGCGUCCCCACUCGUCCUCCCGACACAUCCCUUUUUCCUUUUGUGCCGUGCCUUUCAAGUCUGAGAGGGCAGAAACUUGCCUAGCAAAUUACCUUGGGACAGGGAGGAUGGGAGUUUUAGUCCCCAAAACAGACGGAGACCCCAGUUUGGGAAAUAGAUGUUUGUUCAGACACCCCAGAGAUCAGGAACCAGGCAGGGCACCCCCAAAUCUGACACCGAAGGUCUCUUUGAGUGUGGAGCUUUUAUUUUUUAUGAAAUCAAAGCUGUUGAGCUUUUUAUAAGAAAGCACUCAGGGCUGAUUUCCUUCAGAAUGGAGAGGUGGGAUCUUCUUGCAGUCCAUGGGACUCUCAAGAGUCUCCUCCAGCACCAGAAUUCAAAAGCAUCCAUUCUUCGGCGAUCAGCCUUCUUUAUGGUCCAGCUCUCACUUGCAUACAUCACUACUGGGAAGACCAGAGCUUUAACUAUACAGAUCUUUGUCGGCAAGGUGAUGUCUCUGCUUUUUAAGAUGCUGUCAAGUUUUAUCAUCGCUUUUCUCCCAAGAAGCAGGCGUCUCUUAAUUUCGUGACUGCUCUCACCAUCUGCAGUGAUCAUGGAGCCCAAGAAAGUAAAAUCUCUCACUGCCUCCAUUUCUUCCCCUUCUGUUUGCCAGAAGGUGAUGGGCCCAGUGGCCAUGAUCUUAGUUUUUUUUUGAUGUUGAGCUUCAGACAAUAUUUUGCGCUCUCCUCUUUCACCCUCAUUAAAAGGUUCCUCGAUUCCUCCUCACUUUCUGCCAUCAAGGUUGUGUCAUCUGCACAUCUGAGGUUGUUGAUAUAAAAAGGUAAAGGGACCCCUAACCAUUAGGUCCAGUAGUGGCCUACUCUGGGGUUGCGGCGCUCAUUUUGAUUUACUGGCCGAGGGAGCCGGCGUUCAGCUUCCGGGUCAUGUGGCCAGCAGGACUAAGCCGCUUCUGGCGAACCAGAGCAGCGCACGGAAACGCCGUUUACCUUCCCGCCGGAGUGGUACCUAUUUAUCUACUUGCACUUUGAUGUGCUUUCGAACUGCUAGGUUGGCAGGAGCAGGGACCGAGCAACGGGAGCUCACCCCGUUGCGGGGAUUCGAACUGCCGACCUUCUGUUUGGCAAGUCCUAGGCUCUGUGGUUGACAUAAAGGUAAAGGUAAAGGGACCCCUGACCAUCAGGUCCAGUCAUGACUGACUCUGGGGUUGCGACGCUCAUCUCGCUUUAUUGGCCAAGGGAGCCAGCGUUCAGCUUCCGGGUCAUGUGGCCAGCAGGACUAAGCCCUUCUGGCGAACCAGAGCAGCGCACGGAAACGCAGUUUACCUUCCCGCCGGAGCGGUACCUAUUUAUCUACUUGCACUUUGAUGUGCUUUCGAACUGCUAGGUUGGCAGGAGCAGGGAACGAGCAACGGGAGCUCAGCCCGUCGCGGGGAUUCGAACUGCUGACCUUCUGAUCGGCAAGUCCUAGGCUCUGUGGCUGAUAUAGUUUUCUUUUAUUCUGUCGACUUCCCUCCCAGUUCUGUGGCAAGGUGAUGUCUCUGCUUUUUACCUUACUGGGCUGAGUUCUUGCGGGCUGAGCUGGGGCCCGAAGGCCAAAGAUUCCCCCUUGCUCUCUACUUUCCUUGCAAACAGCUGCCUCUGGCGCACAGCUAGAUAUUUCCUGCAAAGCGUCUCUGCGUUUUCACCCCUCUGCCAAUGUCAGCCCCCUCCAGAGCCUUGUUCCAUUUAGCAAUGGCGUGUCUCCAGCUGUCUCAUUCCCCCUGCCCCAUAGGGAGCAGAUAAACUCUGGGGCCUGGUGCCAGACCCCUACAAGAUACGGCCCGAGGGCGCCAGCAACCUCCCGCCGGGGAUUCUUCUCGCGCCGAGUGAAGCCGUUUUGUCUUUCAUAAUGCCUUUUCCUCCAAGCCCGGAUUCCCAGAAGUGUGGGGGGCAAGGCGGUGGAGGUGUUAAUAGAGAAAUCUGAGGAGAGGAAAGAGACAUUAGCCGGGCACCCACAAAAAGAUCCAUCAGUUCCACACUGUUAACGGAGAAAUCUGAGGGCUCUCUUGGACAAAAAACAAGGACACCAGCCAGGAAUACCAGAGCAAAACAGCAGCCAGUAGGCUUGGUCUUUAUUGAAGACAGUCGUGACAGGACUCCCACCUGCCACCAGGUGGAACAAGAUGGAAGCCCCGAACAAAAGCGAACCCAAAGUUUUAUUAGCUGCUAAUCUCCAUGUUGUUGUUGUUUAGUCGUGUCCGCCUCUUUGUGACCCCCUGGACCAGAGCACACCAGGCCCUCCCGUCUUCCACUGCCUCCCGCAGUUGGGUCAAACUCAUGUUUGUAGCUUCGAGAACACUGUCCCACCAUCUCGUCCUCUGCCGUCCCCUUCUCCUUGCGCCCUCCAUCUUUCCCAACAUCAGGGUCUUUUCCAGGGAGUCUUCUCUUCUCAUGAGGUGGCCAAAGUCUUGGAGCCUCAGCUUCAGGAUCAAUCCUUCCAGUGAGCACUCAGGGCUGAUUUCCUUCCGAAUGGAGAGGUUUGAUCUUCUUGCAGUCCAUGGGACUCUCCAGAGUCUCCUCCAGCACCAGAAUUCAAAAGCAUUCAUUCUUCGGCCAUCAGCCUUCUUUAUGGUCCAGCUCUCACUUCCAUACAUCACUACUGGGAAUGCAAGAUAAAUAGCAAAAACAAAAGUGCCAAACUUAACCCAUUUCAGAAGUCUGUUUGACUUCUGAAAUGUUCAGAAACCAAGGCACGGCUUCUGAUUGGCGCAGGCGCCCCGGAAACAAUAGCCGACAGUCGCAUCAGACUUUUGGCUUCCGAAAAACGUUCGAAAACCGGAACAUUUUCUUCUGGGUUUUCAGUGUUUGGGAACCAAGGAGUUUGAGAACCAAGGUACCACAAUAAUAAUAAUAAUAAUAAUAAUAAUAAUAAUAAUAUUGCAUUGCAAACUGAUGUGCAGAACUUACGAUUGGGAUGAGGAACUGAAAUGGAAAGGUGGACUCAUCCCUGAGGUAGAUCUGAAAAUUAGCAUAUGCAAAUGAUAUGCAUAUUUGCAUAUUGUGAUCUUGAGUCUUUUAGAACCUAGUAACAGGGGUCCUUUACCUUUACCUUUUAACUGCUGUGUGAGCAAGUGGCUUUCAGACACUAAAUCAGUGGUGUCAAAACUUUUUUCAAAGAGGGCCAGAUUUAUUUUACCCCAGAGUUAUUGAGCUUUGUCCGGAUUUCCCCCCAAAGUUGUUGACCUUUUUUUUACGAUUGAAGCUAUCGAUCUUCUUUUUGGAUUUUUUUACCCCAGGAAACAAACUGCCGCAGGGGCCGAAUGACACCGACCAGCUACCCAGACAUUGAACAUGCCUGCACUAAACCAAAAUAAAGGAAAGGAAAGUCCUUGCCUUCAGCCUUAUUAAAUCUAAAACAGACACAGCAGGAAAGGAAAGGGGAUCUGGAGGGAGAAGGAAAUCCGUCAGCUCAAGUUUGAGUUCUGAGCCGUACCAUCUCUGCCUGUGAAUUUGCGGCUUUUGUUUGCUGAGCAUAUAUGGCUACGUGGUCAGACCGAAAAGCCGCGAAGGAGGGAUCCGAUUGCAGUUUUACAAGGUGGUUUCGCUUUUUCCAUUUUUGACUCUGUUUAAAAUCAUUGGUAGCCGCCUGGGAUCAUGGAGGGUUAUUGAUCCAGCAGGGAUCAAUUGAUUACAGAUCUCACCAUGCUGAAUUCAUAUAUAGUUGUUGUUGUUUAGUCGUUUAGUCAUGUCUGCCUCUUCGUGACCCCCUGGACCAGAGCACGCCAGGCACUCCUGUCUUCCACUGCCUCCGCAGUUUGGUCAAACUCAUGCUGGUAGCUUCGAGAACACUGUCCCACCAUCUCGUCCUCUGUCGUCCCCUUCUCCUUGUGCCCUCCAUCUUUCCCAACAUCAGGGUCUUUUCCAGGGAGCCUUCUCUUCUCCUGAGGUGGCCAAAGUCUUGGAGCCUCAGCUUCAGGAUCUGUCCUUCCAGUGAGCACUUAGGGCUGAUUUCCUUCCGAAUGGAGAGGUUUGAUCUUCUUGCAGUCCAUGGGACUCUCCAGAGUCUCCUCCAGCACCAGAAUUCAAAAGCAUCCAUUCUUCGGCGAUCAGCCUUCUUUAUGGUCCAGCUCUCACUUCCAUACAUCACUACUGGGAAAACCAUGGCUUGAACUAUACGGACCUUUGUUGGCAAGGUGAUGUCUCUGCUUUUUAAGAUGCUGUCUAGGUUGGUCAUUGCUUUUCUCCCAAGAAGCAGGCGUCUUUUAAUUUCGUGGCUGCUGUCUCCAUCUGCAGUGAUCAUGGAGCCCAAGAAAGUCAAAUCUCUCACUGCCUCCAUUUCUUCCCCUUCUAUUUGCCAGGAGGUGAUGGGACCAGUGGCCAUGAUCUUCGUUUUUUUUGAUGUUGCGCAUCAGACCAUAUUUUGCACUCUCCUCUUGUAUAUAUUAACCAGCCUCAUUUUCUUGCUCUGUUUUCUUGCUACGAUUCACUGAGCAGCAUAGUUCUUUAUCUCUGUUUUUCUUCAGCAGAACUGUCAAAUCCGAUGAAAGACACAGCCGAGCCCCACAAAAGAUGAAAGGGCUAUCGAAGAUUCAUUAUCCUCAUGUCUGGCUCUGCAUGAGAUAGCUUUUUAUUUUCUAUUAAUCCCUGCAUGUCAAGUUUCCAGACCUCAUGGCUGCAAGAGAAAAUGCCUAAAAGCAUUCGUAUAUCAAGUUUCUAGACCUCAUGGUUGCAAGAGAAAAUGGCUAAAAGCAUUCGUAUAUCAAGUUUCUAGACCUCAUGGUUGCAAGAGAAAAUGCCUAAAAGCAUUCGUAUAUCAAGUUUCUAGACCUCAUGGUUGCAAGAGAAAAAUGCCUAAAAAAGCAUUCAUAUAUCAAGUUUCUAGACCUCAUGGUUGCAAGAGAAAAUGCUUAAAAGUAUGCAUAUGUCAAGUUUCUAGACCUCAUGGUUGUAAGAGAAAAUGCCUAAAUAUCAAAAGCAUUCAUAUAUCAAGUUUCUAGACCUCAUGGCUGCAAGAGAAAAUGCCUAAAAGCAUAUCGUUGUGGUUCCCAUCAUUCGGCAAAUCGUUUCUUCCCCACCCCUCUAUAAAAUUCCUCUGCCUGCAGGCCUCGCUUAAUUGACAAUUAAUUCUCAGCUGAAAACACGGUUUUGCCAAUUAUGCGGUCAUUUUUAUGGGCAUUUUGGGGUUUCUUUUCAUUAUCGUCGCCUGGGCGAGCUGUUUCCCGGGCAAAGCGAAGGAACGAAACGAUCAGAAACGUCGCCGAAUAGAAUCAAAUAAUUUUUAGUGUUUGGAGGGACAGGAAAUGCAGCGCGAUGUGUUGGAUCGCACUUGAUGCGCCAAAACAUCAUCUCAGCUCCCUGCAAAACAAAGUUCGCUGCUCCUUGGCUGUCCUCUAAUCCUCUUGCAAACAAAUCACGAGGAAUUCUCAAUAAACAGGUCAUCUGGGAGGGCUUGUUAAUCCCCGCAGAAAGCCGAAAAAACAACUUGCGUUGCCCAUCUUUGGAGAUCCCAAAUAAACCACCGUUGGCAAGGCCGAUUCUCUGCGAAGCUGCGAGUUCGUGUUCUGGAAUUGCAGGAAGCCGGUCAGUCUGCGAAUCAUUUCCCUUCCUCCCGAAAGGAGAGUCAAACUUUAUAAGUCCUUGCAACCAUGAGGUCUAGAAACUUGAUAUUUAGGCAUUUUCUCUUGCAACCACGAGGUCUAGAAACUUGAAAUAUGAAUGCUUUUAGGCAUUUACUCUUGCAGCCAUGAGGUCUAGAAACUUGAUAUUUAGGCAUUUUCUCUUGCAACCAUGAGGUCUAGAAACUUGACAUGCAGGGAUUAAUAGAAUUAAUUAACAGAAAAUAGAUUAAUAGAAAAUAAAAAGCUGUCAUGAGGUCUAGAAACUUGAUAUACCUCCCAAAAGCCUCUUCCCAAAAAGCCAAAGAAGUUCUCCCGUUUUCCCUCCAGGGGGAAAACUACUCCAAGUCUCCUCCUUUAUCUCUCUCUCUCUCUCUCUCUCUGCAAUCUUUUCCCUGAAAAGGGAUGAGCCGCCCAGCCUCCUCUCUCUUGGUCCCUCCCUUUUUCCUACCCAGUUCUCCAAAAAAAAGCGCAUUUUCUCAGAUGCAUCAGACAGACGAAGUGGGGCAAAGGGACCACUCUCUUCGCUGACUCCCAAGAAUUAGCGCUCAACUUCUGGGAACUUAGACUGGGAAAGGGUAUGUAGCCCAAAUCAUUGUUUUAAGGGUGAUGGUGAUGGUUUUUAUACUGGUUUUUAUGCUGCUGGUGGUGAGUCUUUUGCAAGCCUGAUGGUUGUUGGUUUUUUUUUAGCAAAGGCUUGUUGGAGCACAUCCUCCAGCCGGAAAAAAAAGCGGUUUUAUUUCAAGGCGCAGAAGGGGAAGCGAGGCUCCGGGAGAGAUAAGGGAAGAGGGCGAGGGAGGGAUGGGGAGAAGGGACUGGGGAGGAGAGGGAUGUGGGCAGUGAAAGGGGGGAGGGGGUGGGGGAGGGAAGAAAAGAAAAGAAAAGAAAAGAAAAGAGAGAAGAAGGAAAGAAGGAAGGAGAGAGAGAGCGAGAGCGAGAGCGAGAGAGAGAGAGAGAAUGAAGGGUAUUUAAGAGGGAAGGGGCUGGGGAGGGAGGGAAGGAAGAAAAGAAAGAAAGAAAGAAAGAAAGAAAAGAAAGAAAGAAAGAAAGAAAGAAAGAAAGAAAGAAAGAAAGAAAGAAAGAAAGAAAAGAGAGAGAGAGAGAGAGAGAGAUGGGUUUUGAAGAGGGAAGGAAGGAAGGAAGGAAGGAAGGAAGGAAGGAAGGAAGGAAGGGAGAGAGAGAGAGAGAGAGAGAGAGAGAGAGAUGGGUAUUGAAGAGGGAAUGGGAUGGGGGAGGGAAGGAAGAAAAGAAAGAAAAGAAAGAAAGAAAGAAAGAGAGAGAGGGGGGGGGGAAGGGAUGGGUUUUGAAGAGGGAAGGGGAGGGGAAGGAAGAAAAGGAAGGAAGGACAGAAGGAAGGGGAGAGGGGUUAUUAAAGAGAAAAGGGGAGGGGAGGGAAGGAAGAAAAGGAAGGAAGGAAGGAAGGAAGGGGAGAGAGAGAGAGAGAGAGAGAGAGAUGGGUAUUGAAGAGGGAAGGGGAGGGGAAGGAAGAAAAGGAAGGAAGGACAGAAGGAAGGGGAGAGGGGGGUAUUAAAGAGAAAAGGGGAGGGGAGGGAAGGAAGAAAAGAGAGGAAGGAAGGAAGGAAGGAAGGAAGGAAGGAAGGGCAAUGUGUUCUCACCCAGAAGCCCUCAUUUCGCCUUCUCAGGCUCUGAAAGUUGCUAUGGGCAAGGGAGAGAUGCACUCUGCACGCGCUCAGAGGCCCUGGGUGCCUCAAAUGCUCUUGCGGAGAGGCAGGACAAAGGCGGAGUAAGAUGAAAGAAUGGAGAACUGAAGACACUCUCCUGUCAUUCAAAAUACAUCCUUUGGAUUGGGGGGGGCAUUUGACGUGUGUCCCCACUUAAUUUGAUCCCUGUGUACUCCAUGUCCGUCGCUGCCUCCUGAAGGAGUGCAUUCCUCACUUUACCAAUCCUUAAAAAUUUACAUUUGUAUAUAUUAUUUAUCAUUUUCGGCUUUAAAACAGUCAUAUAAAUGGCAGAAUUUAAAUGAUUGAAUUUAAUACAUUAGACUUCCCUUUUCCCCUCUGUUUUGUUUUCCUUUUUGCAUAUUCUAAUUACCGGUAAUCCCUUUCCCCCCAUUUUCCUGAUUCCAGUUAUACAUUAACUGCUUGGUUUAUUCUAUUUUUUUUAAUUAAUAUUUAUUAAAGUUUCAGAAAUAAUAAAAUCACAUUAAUAAACAAGAAAAUUUUUAACAAAAACAGAGAAAAAUACACCAUACAAAAUACAAAAUAGAAAAAAGUAACAAAAGAAAAAAGAAAAAAAGAAAAAAACAGUUAAAAAUAGUUCCGUCUUUUCAUAACUUCUUUUACAUUUACUUGUUUCCCGGACUUCCUCAUACCUCCCUCUUUUGUAUUCCAAUUCAGUUUGUAAGCCCAGCAAUUUCUUUCCCUCCUUUUAAUUCCAAUCCUAAAUCUUAAUAUAUUAUGACAUUAGAUUUUUACCUAUUUAGAACCAAUUUUUCCAUUUCUCUUAACCUUUGAUCCUAAUCCUUAAUCUUGAUAUAUUUAUAGCUUUAAAACCUGUACAGCUAGAAGCCACUUAACUUCAAUCCAACAUCACUCUAACAUUCAUUAAUUUUAACUGCUUGGUUUAUUCUAACCCUGCUAACGUCUAAAGUGGUUUGCAAUCAUUUUUCAAACAUGCUACGAAUCUUCCCCCCGUUCUUUUUUAAAAGAGUUAUUUAUUCCUGAUCUGGUUUAAUUCUACCUUUUCUUUUAUCCAUCCUAAAUCUUUAAACAUUGGGCUUCCUUGAAAUUCGGCAAUGAGUUCUGGUAUUACGCUGAGAGUUGUCAAUCCGGAACGUCGCCAUUAUGGGCAGUAAUGAUUGACAGCAGUCAGUCUCCAUCCAAUUGUCUCUGAUCUGCUUUCUAAUCUCGAACGAUAAGGCUAUCAAUUCGCGCCAGUCACGAUGGUUUUAUAUUGCCUUCAGUCUCUGAUAAAACAUGCUUGUAAAAAAAAAAGCCAUUUUCCCCAGCCUUGCCAAAGGACAAUUAUACAGGACUUUCUUGUUUUUGGUUUUCCCCCAAUUCCAAUUUCAUUAUUUUUUUAAAUAGAAAAAAACAGGAAAGAUGCAUUUUAUCAAAUCAAAUUGACUCCUCCCGCUCCCCCUUUCUGCAGUUACCUAUAUUGUUGACACUUAUCGCUGCACCCCUAAUUUUAAUCUUCUUAUAUAUAUUAUUAUUAUUUUAUACUCCCUUCAAAUCUCUUAACUGCUUGGUCUUAAGUCAGUCCAGUUUAAGGUGUGUUUUUUACAACGGUUCCGAAAUUUCCCCCCAUUCAGUAUUUAAAAAGUCUGCUGUCUCGAUUUCUUGUUUUUCCGGGAAGUUUCUUCUCAUUUGUGAAUAUUCCGUUAGUUUUAAUUGCCAGUCUUCUUCAGUUGGAAAUGACUCUUUUUUUCCAUUUCUGGGCGUAUAUCGUUCUGGCAGCAUAAAAAAAAAACCAGUUUCUCCUGAUAUUUAGGUACCUCUGAGUCCAAUAUUCCUAACAGGAAUACUUCCGGUUUCUUAACAAUAAUAAACUCAGGGGACAAAGAAACAAAUGGAUAAACGCGAGGAACAAGCACGAAUGAAUGAAUCUUCGUUUGCGUCAGCCACCAGCCAUUGCAAUAAAACAACAGCACGAUAGACAAAGAAUAGAAAUAAAAAGUCAAUUAUAUACAAUACAUUUUAGGGUUUUGAAUAGUGGAUCUUAUUCUGAUUGCCCCAGCUAAAAAGCUUGCCACCUUUGCCGUCACCUGCUCAUCUGGAUCUGCCAAGAGAAAGGACACUUCCUUCCUUCCUUCCUUCCUUCCUUCCUUCCUUCCUUCCUUCCUUCCUUCCUUCCUUCUCUCUCUCUCUCUCUCUCUCUCUCUCCCUCCCUCCCUCCCUCCCUUCCUUCUCUCUCAGUUUCUUUUUCCUUCCUUUCUUCUUUCUCUCUCUCUCUCUCCCUUCCUCCCUUCUUUCCUUCCUUCCUUCCUUCCUUCCUUCCUUCCUUCCUUCCUUCUCUCUCAGUUUCUUUUCCUUCCUUCCUUUCUUCUCUCUCUCUCUCUCUCUCUCUCUCUCUCCCUUCCUUCCUUCCUUCUCUCUCUCUCUCUCUCUCUCCCCCUUCCUUCCUUCCUCUCUCUCUCUCUCUCUUUCUCUCUCUCUUCUCCAUAUCUCUCUCUCUCUCUCUCUCUCAUCUUGACCUGCCAAGAGAAAGGACACUGGGGCAGUGGCUGGGCGACUGGGAAUGGACGAUAAAAGAGGGGUGAUAAUCUCAUUCCUCAAGUCUUUAUCAAGAGGGCAAGCCAGAAGGGCAUGUGCCACCGAUUCGGGACUGCCAUCUCCACAGGGACAUUUUUCGUGUUGGAAUCGUCCCUCAAAUCCAUCCGAGGGCAAGACAUUCAAUCUCGCGAGCGUAAAAGCGCGUCUAUAUUUUAGAGCAAGCAAGUGAAUCUUCUCAUUCCCUGCAUCCUCAGAUAUCUGCUCUCUUUCAGGAUUCGAAACGCGCUUUUCCUCCUCCCUCCUCCUCUUUCCUUCCUUUCCCCUCUGCAAUAUGUUCGGUCAGGAAAAAACCGAAAACACCUUCCAUAUGAAACCCUAUCGCCCCACUGCGCCGAAAUGAAUCUCUCUUGUGUGUCAGCUCGGCUUUCGAGUCUCCAAAUAUUUGGACGCUCCUUUCAGCCGUCACUUAGCCUAGAUCUAAACAUUUCGGUUCUUCUUGGCAGCUAUAAAUCUCCCUCCCGUCUUCAAGAGCUUAGGCUGAGCGUUCUUGAGAGGGUGGCGUACAGUUCUGGAAAACGCGUGGUGCCUGGGGGUUCAGAAGCAGCCAGGGGCUAAAAAAACACACAAAACCAGUUGAUUCCCAGGGUCUGGGCGCAGAGGAAGGACGGCAGGAUCUGUCCCUAGUUUCUCGCGCGUCCACAAGGAACGCCGUGAACCCAGAUAGCCGAAUCAAUCACCGUCAUAUUUUCAAAACAUGCCAUGGCCAACUACGAAAGAGGGAGGGGAAACGCCAACAAUCUUGCAAACGACAUCAGCCCUGGGAGAUUGCAUGAAACAGAAAAUGAAAAGUUAGGAACGUUGCCAUGAUGAAAUCCUAGCUCUCCUCUGAGACAAUAUUAUUUAUUGCUCAGACAUGAAGCCCCUCCGUGCCAGUUACAGGGAGGGAUUUGGGUCGGUCACCCAGCAAGGUUAUCUGACCCUCCAAAACAGGCGUGGAAGGAGAUACUUGAUGCAAUUCGUGGCGAAACAUGAGAUAAGGAGAUUCCUGCUGCGUUGCGCCAGUGCGUAACUUCCAACAUUUAUCCGAUUAAAACAGGCAUGUCCUAUUCAGGAAUAGGGACGCGGGUGGCGCUGCGGGUUAAACCACAGAGCCUAGGACUUGCCGAUCAGAAGGUCAGCGGUUCGAAUCCCCGCAAUGACGGGGUGAGCUCCCGUUGCUCGGUCCCUGCUCCUGCCAACCUAGCAGUUCGAAAGCACGUCAAAGUGCAAGUAGAUCAAUAGGUACCGCUCCAGCGGGAAGGUAAACGGCGUUUCCGUGCGCUGCUCUGGUUCGCCAGAAGCGGCUUAGUCCUGCUGGCCACACGACCCGGAAGCUGUACGCCGGCUCCCUCGGCCAAUAAAGCAAGAUGAGCGCCGCAACCCCAGAGUCGGCCACGACUGGACCUAAUAGUCAGGGGUCCCUUUACCUUUACCUAUUCAGUAAUAAUAAUAAUACAGUGGUACCUCGGUUUUCGAACAUUUUGGAAGUCAAACAUUUCGGUUUUCGAACGCCGAAAACCCGGAAGUAAAUGCUUCUGUUUUCAAACAGAAGUCAAACAUCUUUCCACUGUGUGUACAUGUUAUUUUCCCACAGUUUUUGCAGACAUCCCUUUGCGCCUCGGUUUCCGAACUUUUCGGAAGUCGAAGGGUCUUCCUGAAUGGGUUACGUUCGAAAACCGAGGUACCACUGUAUCAUAAUGAUAAUAAUGUUAUCGUUUAUACCCCACACACUCUGGGCGGCUUCCUACGUAUAUAAAAACAUAAUGAAACAUUAAACAUUUUUUUAAAACUUCCCUACACUGUACAGGGCUGCCUUCAGGUGUCUUCUAAAGGUUAUUUAUCUCCAUGGCUUCUGGUUUGCAUAACUCCGUAUCCUCCAACAUUUCUCCAAUGAAAAUGUUGUUGUUGUUUAGUCGUUUAGUCAUGCCCGAUUCUUCGUGACCCCAUGGACCAGAGCAUGCCAGGCCCUCCUGUCUUCCACUGCCUCCCACAGUUUGGUCAAACUCAUGCUGGUAGCUUCGAGAACACUGUCCCACCAUCUCGUCCUCCGACGUCCGCUUCACCUUGUGCCCUCCAUCUUUCCCAACAUCAGGGUCUUUUCCAGGGAGUCUUCUCUUCUCAUGAGGUGGCCAAAGUCUUGGAGCCUCAGCUCCAGUGUCCAGUGAGCACUCAGGGCUGAUUUCCUUCAGAAUGGAGAGGUUGGAUCUUCUUGCAGUCCAUGGGACUCUCAAGAGUCUCCUCCAGCACCAGAAUUCAAAAGCAUCCAUUCUUCGGCAAUCAGCCUUCUUGAUGGUCCAGCUCUCACUUCCGUACAUCACUACUGGGAAAAUCACAGCUUGAACUAUAUGGACCUUUAUUGGCAAGGUGAUGUCUCUGCUUUUUAAAAUGCUGUCUAGGUUUGUCAUUGCUCUUCUCCCAAUGAAAAUAGGGACAUGCUAAGGAAAAGCGGGACAUUUCGGGUACCGAAAUAAAUAGGUACCGCUGCGGCAGGAAGGUAAACAGCGUUUCCGUGUGCUCUGGUUUCCGUCAUGCGCCAGAAGCGGUUUAGUCCUGCUAGCCACACGACCCAGAAAGCUGUCUGCGGACAAACGCCGGCUCCCUCUGCCAGUAAAGCGAGAUGAGCGCCGUAACCCCAGAGUCACCUUUGACUGGACUUAACCGUCCAGGGGUCCUUUAGCUUUUUACCUUACUGAGGAAGCAGGGCGAAGGGAAGGAGGCAGAUUCAGAGAGGGUACAAAUCACAAAGGGCCCUGAGGCUUCUCUCGGUGUGGGUCAGGAAGAAGUCCCAAAAUUGGCGCGGCGUCUGUGGGCACCACGCUUUGCAAUGUGCCAGAGCUAUCUCUCGUUCCCAGAGCUUUUCCCUUGUAUGGCUUGAUAACCGGAGACCCGCUAUCAUACUCUUGCAGUUGCUGACAUUCUUUUCUAAUGACCCAGGGGUCGUGACCUGAGUUUUUCCCAGGGUCUGGGAAAGGGGCGAGGAGCCGUCGGCCUCUUCCACCCGGUGCAUAAUCCAUUUCUGGAAUCUGCGAUGUGCCAAGACGGGCCAGUGGCUUAUGGGGCGUCGGUAGGGGAUUUAGAUAAAAUGCCACGGGUGGGGUUUUUUGUCUCCCAAAGGCCGUCAGCCAGGACUGCGCCAUGGAGCCUCCAUGGAGCCUAAUGAAGAUGAAAGAGGAGGGCGCAAAAUGCGGUCUGAAGCUCAACAUCAAAUACUAAGAUCAUGGCCACAGGUCCCAUCACCUCCUGGUAAACAGAAGGGGAAGAAAUGGAGGCAGUGAGAGAUUUUACUUUCUUGGGCUCCAUGAUCACUGCAUAUGGUGAGAGCAGUCACGAAAUUAAAAGACGCCUGCUUCUUGGGAGAAAAGCGACGACAAACCCAGACAGCGUCUUAAAAAGCAGAGACAUCACCUUGCCAACAAAGGUCCAUAUAGUUCAAGCUAUGGUUUUCCCAGUAGUGAUGUAUGGAAGUGAGAGCUGGACCAUAAAGAAGGCUGAUCACUGAAGAAUUUAUGCUUUUGAAUUCUGGUGCUGGAGGAGACUCUUGAGAGUCCCAUGGACUGCAAGAAGAUCAAACCUCUCCAUUCAGAGAGGAGUCCUUUUCUUGUUGUUUAAACGUUUUGUUGUGUCCGCCUCUUCGUGACCCCCUGGACCAGAGCACGCCAGGCCCUCCUGUCUUCCACUGCCUCCCGCAGUUUGGUCAAACUCAUGCUGGUAGCUUCGAGAACACUGUCCCACCAUCUCGUCCUCUGUCCUCCCCUUCUCCUUGUGCCCUCCAUCUUUCCCACCAUCAGGGUCUUUUCCACGGAGUCUUCUCUUCUCAUGAGGUGGCCAAAGUCUUGGAGCCUUAGCUUCAGGAUCUGUCCUUCCAGUGAGCACUCAGGGCUGAUUUCCUUCCGAAUGGAGAGGUUGGAUCUUCUUGCAGUCCAUGGGCCUCUCAAGAGUCUCCUCCAGCACCAGAAUUCAAAAGCAUCAAUUUGUAAUUAUCCUCUCUCAGUAGGAUGCCCAAACAACCAAGGAUCCAUAAAUAUGGGAGCGAAGCUGCCAAAAUAAUAUUAAGGCCAUGGAGACGAUGUGCAGAAAGGAAGGCAGCGGCCACUGACACUGAGGAGGGCGGAUGGGUGAAAUUCGGAGCCUGUUUUUUGCCUCUCUGCUCGCAAGGUCGCUGACAGGUCCGUUCCCAGGCCAGCUCCUCUGUACUGGAAUUUGCAAGGCAAACCAAAACAGCAAAUUCCUUCCCUCCAGCGAAUCUCCACCGAGGCUUUCCGAGCUGAGGGGUUUAUUUUUAAUUUCUGCUAAUGGCAGGGUGAGGCUGGCAGUCGUGGAUGGGAAAGGAGGAAAGCUUGAAGCAGUUUUUGGACCCAUUGCUUGGGGACUUUCAGAGGAGUCACAGAUGGCCAAGGGGACAUUCCUUUGGCUUGAGUGUGCCUGGGGGUGUCGGGACGGAGAUAAAUCGAUAAAUUCGCCCUGCCCUCCUAGCAAGACGAUCGAGUUGGGAGAGGGAAGCGGCAAGGCAAAAAUGGAGCGAUAAACGAAGACGUUGAAGCGAAACCUGGGAAUUAACGGGGUUUCAGCUAGCAGGCACCAGCCAUCAAUUCCCAUUAAAGGCAGCAAUACUCAUUUGCCAAAAGAUCGGCAGCUGUUAGCUCAUUGACCGCAUCCCCUCCAACAUUUCUCCCCUGAAAAUAGGGACGUCCUAUUCCAUCCCCUCCAACAUUUCUCCCCUGAAAAUAGGGGCGUCCUAUUCCAUCCCCUCCAACGUUUCUCCCCUGAAAAUAGGGACGUCCUAUUCCAUCCCCUCCAACGUUUCUCCCGUGAAAAGAGGGACGUCCUAUUCCAUCCCCUCCAACGUUUCUCCCCUGAAAAUAGGGACGUCCAAUUCCAUCCCCUCCAACGUUUCUCCCAUGAAAAGAGGGACGUCCUAUUCCAUCCCCUCCAACGUUUCUCCCCUGAAAAUAGGGACGUCCAAUUCCAUCCCCUCCAACGUUUCUCCCCUGAAAAGAGGGACGUCCUAUUCCAUCCCCUCCAACGUUUCUCCCCUGAAAAUAGGGACGUCCAAUUCCAUCCCCUCCAACGUUUCUCCCCUGAAAAGAGGGACGUCCUAUUCCAUCCCCUCCAACGUUUCUCCCCUGAAGAUAGGGACGUCCCAAGGAAAAGCGGGACAUUCCGGGAUCAAAUUGGAAACCGGAACGGCUUCUGUAAAUCCUGGACUGUCCUUGGAAAACAGGGUCCCAUUUUAGGAGACGACACCACAGGGUGUGGGUGGUUUUGCAUCUCAAGUUGGGGUUUUGAGAGCCGUAUAAAGGGCCCAUUAUGGUGCUGGAGGAGACUCUUGAGAGUCCCAUGGACUGCAAGAAGAUCCAACCUCUCCAUUCUGAAGGAAAUCAGCCCUGAGUGCUCACUGGAAGGACAGAUCCUGAAGCUGAGGCUCCAAGACUUUGGCCACCUCAUGAGAAGAGAGGACUCCCUGGAAAAGACCCUGAUGCUGGGAAAGAUGGAGGGCGCAAGGAGAAGGGGACGACAGAGGACGAGAUGGUGGGACAGUGUUCUGGAAGCUACCAGCAUGAAUUUUACCAAACUGCAGGAGGCAGUGGAAGACAGGAGGGCCUGGCGUGCUCUGGUCCAGGGGGUCACGAAGAGGCGGACACGACUAAACAACAACAACAACAAAAAGGGCGCUGGAGCAGGCUUUCCUGGGAAGUUGGCAACCUGGCCAGCUUCUGAGUUUUCCUGGCUGCCGGAUGAUUUCUGCGUGCCUUUUCCGUUGAGGUGGAGACCUUCCCCCAGGCGUGUUCCUACAAGCCCCAAAGACAGGAAUUUAGGUUGUGUCCUCAGUCCUCCUCAGUUUCUUCCGGGCUUCAAUCGUAUAUCCACACACUCCAAAUGCAACUUUUUGGAAGGGCGAGGGAUGAAUUGGCGCUGUCAUAAAUUGCCCAGGACGCGAUCCUCUGCAGAAAUCGAUUCCUGCGUGGAGCGAUUGGGUAUGUUUAGAUGCAAUGCCUGCCUUCUGAUAUCUGGAAGGAAGCAGGGCAAAUUAAUUUAUUCUCCGGGGGGAUGGCAGAAGGAGAUCAGGCCCAUUCAUCCGAAUGGGUCUACUCUAAGUAGGAUGACGCAGUGCACAGGGGGAAGGGCAGCAGUACAGUGGCAAAGCGUCGGCUUUGCAGCCCGGAGGUGCUGGGUUCGAUUCCUGCCCCCUCCAGCUAAGGCUUGGGUCUGAAACCUCGUACAGCUGCUGUCCGUCAGUGCAGGUGUUGUAAGAAAAAACUGCUACUUUUCCUUUACGGGGUGUUCCAGAGCCCGUCUAGAGUCCUUAAGUGGGUUCCCUAUCGGUAGGAGAAAAUAACAGAGGCCAAGCAGACGACACAAAAGGAAAGCGGAAUGAGGAGGGAAGAGGAAACCGAGCGAGGUCAGGCUCCAAAACUCUUCCGCUUGUAGUUUUUGCAAUCUCCAGAUGUAAUAUCUGGUUGUGCAAUGUGAGAAACCUGAGGCUGGUCCAGGCAGAUCUUUCCGACGAGUUAUUUAGGAAAUAGAGGACAUCUUAACAUGGUCUUGUUAUAAGAAAAAAAACUGCUCCUUUUCCCUUAUGGGGUAUCUAAGAGCCCAUGAUUAUGAUUUAUGUGUGAGGAAAAUUUGGGCAAAAAAAAUGAGAGGCACAAAUACAAGAUGGGGGACACCUGGCUUGAGAGCAGUACAUGUGAAAAGGAUCUAGGAGUCUUGGUUGACCACAAACUUGACAUGAGCCAACAGUGUGACGCGGCAGCUAAAAAGCCAAUGCAAUUCUGGGCUGCAUCAAUAGGAGUAUAGCAUCUAGAUCAAGGGAAGUAAUAGUGCCACUGUAUUCUGCUCUGGUCAGACCUCACCUGGAGUACUGUGUCCAGUUCUGGGCACCACAGUUCAAGAAGGACACUGACAAACUGGAACGUGUCCAGAGGAGGGCAACCAAAACGGUCAAAGGCCUGGAAACGAUGCCUUAUGAGGAAUGGCUAAGGGAGCUGGGCAUGUUUAGCCUGGAGAAGAGGAGGUUAAGGGGUGAUAUGAUAGCCAUGUUCAAAUAUAUAAAAGGAUGUCACAUAGAGGAGGGAGAAAGGUUGUUUUCUGCUGCUCCAGAGAAGCAGACACAGAGCAAUGGAUCCAAACUACAAGAAAGAAGAUUCCACCUAAACAUUAGGAAGAACUUCCUGACAGUAAGAGCUGUUCGACAGUGGAAUUUGCUGCCAAGGAGUGUGGUGGAGUCUCCUUCUUUGGAGGUCUUUAAGCAGAGGCUUGACAACCAUAUGUCAGGAGUGCUCUGAUGGUGUUUCCUGCUUGGCAGGGGGUUGGACUCGAUGGCCCUUGUGGUCUCUUCCAACUCUAUGAUUCUAUGAUUCUAUGAAAAUUGUUAAAAGUACUUAAUAAUAAUAAUAAUAAUAAUAAUAAUACAAUAUGAAACAGCCAUGGCUUCCCCAAAUUAUUCUGGGAGUUGCAGUUUGCCCAGGGGGCUGAGAGGUGCUAGGAGGCACCCUCUAAUUUCCCGGACUGAGCUGCAAUUUUAUUUAUUUUCUACGUCUGUUUCCUGACUUUUCUCUAAGCAGCUUGAGGUUGCAAGAACUAUUCUUCUCCCCAUUUUAAUCCCCUGUGAGGCAGGCAAGGGAGAGCGACCGGCUCACCCAGCGAGCUCGAGUGGGGGGGGGGGGAGAUUCGAACCCGGGUCCCUCCCCAGGUCCUGGCCCCGAGACUCUAACCACUGCACGGCGCUGCCUCUCAGCGUUCUCGGCAAAGAGGGACGGGGUUGUUCGACCGCCCUGGGUCGUUCCAGCCUUCCCCAUGGGUGUUAAGAAACCUCUGCGCGAUUUCUGGCAUUCCUCGCUUUUCCCAGCUGCCAGCCAGAUGUGACAUUUUCCCCAGCAAAAAAGGCAAGGCCCUCUUUUCCAGACUGUUUUCGGCCGGGGCGUCCCAGGAAGGCUGCCAGGGACGGGGAUUGAUGGGGUGUGCGUUGGUUCUCCCCCUCGAGCCAGAUUUCUCCCUCUCCGUGACUUAUUAGCUGCCGUCUCUGCCUCCGGAGACUUGUGCGAUCGUCUCCCUUUCUCUUGGCCCGUGGCCUCGUUCCUCUUCCAGAUCUCCAGACCAAGUGCUCCCUUGCAAGGAAGACGGUAGGAAGGGCUUUGAGUCAUUUCAAAAUGAUUUCAGAGUUUCAGUUUGCAAAUGUGCUUCCUUUCCUUUCCUUUCCUUUCCUUUCCUUUCCUUUCCUUUCCUUUCCUCCUUCCCUUCCCUUCCCUUCCCUUCCCUUCCCUUCCCUUUCUUCCUUCCCUUCCCUUCCCCUUCCUUCCUUCCUUCCUUCCUUCCUUCCUUCCUUCCUUCCUUCCUUCAUUCCUCCCUCCCUCCCUUCCCUUCCCUUCCCUUCCCUUCCCUUCCCUUCCCUUUCCUUCCUUCCUUCCUUCCUUCCUUCCUUCCUUCCUUCCUUCCUUCCUUCCUUCCUUCCAUCCCCUUUCCUCCUCAAUGCCCAUCUCAAUGCCAAUGUAGGUCUUUCAGGACUGGUGUUAUAUGGUCCCGGCGGCCGCUCCCAGUCCCCAGUCUGGCUGCCGCAUUCUGGAUUAAUUGUAGUUUCCGGGUCACCUUCAAAGGCAGCUCCACGGAGAGCGCAUGGCAGUAGUCCAAGCGGGAGACAACCAGAGCAUGCACCACUCUGGCGAGACAGUCCGCGGGCAGGGAGGGUCUCAUCCUGCGUACCAGAUGCAGCUGCCCUGGACGCAGAAUUAACCUGCACCUCCAUGGACAGCUGUGAGUCCAGAAUGACUCCCAGGCUUCACACUUGGUCCUUCGGGGGCACAGUUGCCCCAUUCAGGAACAGGGAGUCCCCCACACCCGCCUGCCCCCUGUGCCCCCAAAACAGUACUUCUUAUUUACGUGUUUGCCUUGUACAUUUAUGAACAUUUAUUUUAUACAUAUAUAAGACCUUAGAAUUCCUGUAACGGUAGACAAAACUGAACUACCGUAGAUGCUCUGACUGUAUAAGGCAGCUUCUGACGUCGAUACGUUCCUUUCCGGCGGUCUUUCCAUUCCAUCUUUCUGCAUGUCCUGAAAAAGCACCUGCCCCCCCCCAAUAAAAUUCUGGGAACUGUAGUUUCUGCUGGGAGUUGUAGCGCCAUGAAAGUACAGUUCCUAGAUUCUCUGGGAUUCAAGUGGGUGGCAUGGAUAGCGUCAGUGGCGAGCUAUGAGAUGGGGCUGCACAGCUUCUGUUUCCUGACCCCCUGCUCCCAACGGGACGCUCCCUCCUUAAAUAAAUUUGUGCUUCUAAGGGCGGGUCAUCCCAGCUAGUUGCCCCCGGCCCCCAAUCCUUGGCUGGCUUCUCCUGAUCUUGCGUCAGUUCCUGGAAGCCAUAGGAAUUCCUGCUUUAUUACAGCCUUGAUUUACGGUCCGAGGGAAAGCAGUUGCGAUGUUUGUCUGAUCCGCGGGGUCAAAUGUCUGCGGGGCAAUCUCACACAUGCCGAGGGCGGAUCCUGACCCUUCGGAGAGAUUCCCGGAAUCGGAGGAAGCAAAUGCUCCGAUCUCGCAAGCGCUCCGAUCCUAAGCUGUGGGCAGAAGCGCAGGAUGGGUGCGAUGCAGCGGCGGGAAAAAGCCGAAUGCAAUUCUAGGCUGCGUCAACAGAAGUCUAGUGUCCAGAUUUAAGUCGUAAAGGUAAAGGGACCCCUGACCGUUAGGUCCCGUCAUGGCCGACUCUGGGGUUGCGGCGCUCAUCUCGCUUUACUGGCCGAGGGAGCUUCCGGGUACAGCUUCCGGGUCAUGUGGCCAGCAGGACUAAGCCGCUUCUGGCGAACCAGAGCAGCGCACGGAAACGUGGUUUACCUUCCCGCCAGAGCAGUACCUAUUUAUCUACUUGCACUUUGACGUGCUUUUGAACUGCUAGGUGGGCAGGAGCAGGGACCGAGCAACGGGAGCUCACCUCGUCAUUGCGGGGAUUUGAACCGCCGACCUUCUGAUCGGCAAGUCCUAGGCUCUGUGGUUUAACCCGCAGCGCCACCCGCGUCCCUGAUUUAAGUCAUAGUCCCGCUCUAUUCUGCCUCGGUCAGACCACGCCUGGAAUACUUUGUCCUGUUCUGGGCGCCUCAAUUUAAGAAGGAGGUUGACAAGCUGGAAGGUGUGCAGAGGAGGACAACCGAGACGAUCCAAGAAACCGAGCCUGAUGAGGAAUGGUCGAAGGAGAGAUAUUUGUAGAGGGAUGGAUAGAAGAUCUGGGAACAAACUCGUCCAUCGCCGAUGUCUUCAUAUAAUUUAGGGGCCAUCGGACUGUCGAAAAGCUGGAUACAAGUUCUUUUAAACAAUGCAGAGAACAGGGGAUUAUCCUAACUUUCCACAAAUGGUUUAGCUCAAGUUGCUGAGCAGAAGCCAAUGGCAGUCUGGCUGGGGUCCCAGUUCUCGCUGACUAGACAUCAGGAGAAGCUUUUGGGGUGGCAAGAUCUCUUUGACAGCGGGACUGAGUCCCUCAGAAGGUGGAGCGUUCUCCUUCCUUGGAGGUGUUAUCUAUCUAUCUAUCUAUCUAUCUAUCUAUCUAUCUAUCUCUCUAUCUAUCUAUCUAUCUAUCUAUCAUCUAUCUAUCUACCUAUCUAUCUAUCUAUCUAUCUAUCUAUCUAUAAUAAUUUAUUAUUUAUACCCCACCCAUCUGGCUGAGUUUCCCCAGCCACUCUGGGCGGCUCCCAAUCAAGUGUUAAAAACAAUACAGCGUUAAAUAUUAAAAACUUCCCUAAACAGGGCUGCCUUCAGGUGUCUUUUAAAGAUAGGAUAGCUGCUUAUAUCCUUCACAUCUGAUGGGAGGGCGUUCCACAGGGUGGGCGCCACCACCGAGAAGGCCCUCUGCCUGGUUCCCUGUAGCCUCACUUCUCGCAAUGAGGGAACCGCCAGGAGGCCCUUUGGAGAUGGACUCCGGUGUCUGGGCUGAAUGACGGGGGUGGAGACGCUCCUUCAGGCAUACUGGGCCGUUUAGGGCUUUCAAGGUGAGCUCCAACACUUUGAAUUGUGCUCGGAAAUGUCCUGGGAGCCAACGUAGGUCUUUCAGGACCGGUGUUAUAUGGUCUCGGCGGCUGCUCCCAGUCCCCAGUCUAGCUGCCGUGUUCUGGAUUAGUUGUAGUUUCCAGGUCACCUUCAAAGGUAGCCCCACGGAGAGCGCAUUGCAGUAAUCCAAGCGGGAGAUAACCAGAGCAUGCACCACUCUGGCAAGACAGUCUGCAGGCAGGUAGUCCACUAAAAACAUUUAAGUUCCAACAAUCAUUUAACAUAACUUCUUAUCUUAUACAACAUUUUAGAAUUCCGUCAACAACCUCUUAAGAUUCUCCGUUCUUUAUCAUUUGCUCUGCAUUUCUUAAUUUCUCUAUUACUUUUCAUUGUCCUUAACUAAUAAUUAUUUUCAAAGUCUUCCUUGCAAUAUUUCACAAAGUCCUCCAUACAGAACUUCUUGCAGUCCUGCUUGCGUAAUCUGUUUAUCCCAAUCGCUUUUCAAAUGGUUCAAAUAUUUACAGUGGUACCUCGGGUUACAUACGCUUCACGUUACAUACGCUUUAGGUUACAGACUCCGCUAACCCAGAAAUAGUACCUCGGGUUAAGAACUUUGCUUCCGGAUGAGAACAGAAAUCAGGCUUCGGCAGCAUGGCGGCAGCAGGAGGCCCCAUUAGCUAAAGUGGUGCUUAAGAACAGUUGCAGGUUAAGAACGGACCUCCGGAACGAAUUAAGUACUUAACCCGAGGUACCACUGUAAAGAUUGACUGAUUGAUUGAUUGAUUGAUUGAUUGAUUAACAGGUUGUCCAGAUGAGACCUGUCUCUUUCCCCCUCUCUCUGCUCAGAGCCGGCACCCAACGACCGAGACUGA
Molecule: messenger RNA, 42170 nt
Organism: Podarcis lilfordi (Lilford's wall lizard)
Lineage: Eukaryota; Metazoa; Chordata; Lepidosauria; Squamata; Lacertidae
Source: the annotation of a GenBank genome assembly